Molecule: messenger RNA, 2805 nt
Organism: Arachis stenosperma
Lineage: Eukaryota; Viridiplantae; Streptophyta; Magnoliopsida; Fabales; Fabaceae
Exons: 4
Coding region: 1-2805 (934 amino acids)
Source: RefSeq, a predicted model, not a curated record
AUGUGCGGAGUGAGCGACAAGGCCUUUGGACUGAUACUAGAACUACUGGGGGAAGCAUUUGAGCAUGCAAAGAUUCCGGCUUCACUGCAUGAUGCCAAGAGGAUCAUAAGAAAGCUCGGCAUUGCGUACAGGAAGAUAGAUGCAUGCCCGAAUGACUGCAUGCUAUAUCAGGGCAGCGAUCAAGAACUGUCUAGGUGCAAGCAGUGUGGGACCUCGAGAUGGAAGCAGAAGACUAGGAGGAAUUCGAUUAUCAAGAUCAACGUGGUUGUUAAGAAGAGUGGUAAGCCCCAGUCGGCGAAGGUUCUUCGUUACUUUCCCCUUGUUCCACGACUGCAGCGGAUGUUCAUGUCCAGUAAGACAUCCGCUGAAAUGUUGUGGCACAAGGAAGGUCCUAACUCAGAUGGUUUUUUGAGGCAUCCUAGGGACGGUGAGGCAUGGAAGGCAUUUGACAGAAGAUUUACCGACUUCAGUAGCGAUCCGCGCAGUGUCCGCUUAGCCUUAGCUAGCGACGGCUUUAAUCCCUUCGGAAAUCUAAGCUCAAGGUACUCUAUCUGGCCCGUGAUUCUUAUCCCGUACAACCUACCUCCGUGGAUUUGUAUGAAACCCACCUCUUUCCUGCUCUCUAUGAUUAUUCCCGGUCCCAAGAUGCCUGGGAAUGAUAUAGAUGUAUACCUACAGCCCUUGAUAGAUGAGUUGAAGCAGUUGUGGGAUGGUGUUGAGACCUACGACGCUAACGAGAAAAAAACAUUCAAGAUGUAUGCUGCAUUGAUGUGGACAAUUAGCGAUUUUCCUGGACUGGGAAACUUAUCUGGGUGGAAUACGUACGGUGGGAGAGCUUGUCCUACGUGCAACUUGGAUGCUGAGACUAACCGGCUCACAUUCAGUCAGAAAUGGUGUUUCAUGGGUCAUUGGCGCUUUCUGAGUCAAGGCCACAGAUAUCGGCAGGACCGAUUUAGAUUUGAUGGCAAGGUAGAGGACCGAGGUCCCCCCGUUAAACUGUCUGGUGAAGAUAUUAUGAGACAGUUGGAGAAUGUGCACGUCAUUCUUGGGAAGGUGCAAACGACUGCAGGUAAAAGAGCACGCGGACAACAUGUUGCAUUGCAAGACGAGUCUCUUUGGAAAAAGAAGAGUAUAUUAUUUGAACUCCCAUAUUGGAAGUAUAAUUUAUUGCGUCACAACCUGGACGUGAUGCACAUAGAGAAGAAUGUCUGCGACAACAUACUUUACACAAUACUGAACGAUAGCGAUAAAUCCAAGGAUCAUCUCAAAGCUCGAAAAGACCUCCAGCUGAUGGGGAUCAGGCGUGAUCUCUGGCCACGGGAAGAUGGAAAGUAUCCCACUGCAAUCUUCUCCAUGUCGAAUUCACAGAAGGACGUCUUUCUUAGAACUUUAAAGAAUGUGGUCUUUCUAGAUGGUCACACGAGCAACAUUUCUCGGUGUGUUGACUUACAUCAGCGUAAGCUAUUCGGGUUGAAAAGUCAUGAUAAUCACACUCUAAUGCAACAUCUUCUGCCAAUUGCAUCAAGGAAUGUUUUGCCUGCCCCAGUGUUAGUUGUCCUGGCUGAUCUCUCAACUUUCUUCAGACGACUAUGCAGUAAAUCUAUAGACCCUCAACAACUUCCUCUCCUCCAGGAACAUGUGGUCCUCACCCUUUGUCGCAUGGAGGCAAUUUUUCCACCGUCGUUCUUCACAGUCAUGGUACACUUAACCGUGCAUCUGGUCGAAGAGCAUUACGUGCGUAACCGGGCAGCACCGGAAGGAUCAAUUGCCGAGGGCUACAUAUCCGAUGAGAUUCUCACUUUCUGUUCAAGAUACUUGGACAAUGUUGAGAGCAGGAUCAAUCGACCAGUGCGUGUUGAUGAUCGACCGAGGGAAGAUGGGCCUAAUAACGUGACAAGCAUGUUCCCUCUGAUUGGCAAGGCGGUAGGGGCUGCGACUUCUUUCAAUCUGUCACCAACCGAGAGAUUUCAAGCACAUCGUCACGUAUUGGUCAAUUGCACAGCUGUAGAAAAUUUCUUAGAUGAUUUUAGGGCCAGCAAAAAGAGACAGCUGCGAAGUAUUGGAAGAAGAAACGAGGCUCACAUUGAUAAAGUUAUCCACAGAGAAUUCGCCCAAUGGUUUAAGCAUGAGAUACCAUUGGGAAGUGCUUUUCACUCUAGAGAAUUACAGUGGCUCGCAUGUGGCCCCAAUAUUCAAGCAAGGCGCUUUAAGGCAUACAAUGUAAAUGGAUUCAAGUUUAGAACCCUAUCGAGAGAGGAAGGGAUGAGAACCCAGAAUAGCGGGGUUUGUGUCACCUCUGACACUAGAAGUUAUGCAAGCGCUCGUGACAAUAACGUUGCUGUUGGUGGCGUCUCGUAUUAUGGAAGAUUGGUAGAUAUCAUUGAGCUGAAUUACAGUGGUCAAUUUACCGUUCCCUUGUUUAAGUGCCUCUGGGCAGAUACCACAUCUGGGAGAGGCAUAAAGCAAGAUCUUUUGGGACACACCUGUGUCAACUUCAGAAAUUCGAUUCACACUGGUGAUCGUGAAGAUGAUGAGCCGUACAUUCUUGCAUCCGAGGCUCGCCUUGUAUACUAUGUAGAUGAUGAAGUUGAUAAGGACUGGAGUGUGGUAGUUCAUGUGAAGCCGAGAGAUUUGUUCGACAUGGGUGAAUACAAUGAACCUUGUGAGGUCGAACUUUCUCUCCAACCAAGUUUGACUGAUGUGUCACAAUGUGAUGUUGAAGGUCUUUCGUUGACAAAGGACGGCGACUUAGAAGAUUCCUCCACUGAUGUUUAUGAUAAUGGAGAGGAGGCUGCUGAUUUAUAG